AUGGUCAUGGCGAAAUGGAUCAAGAAAAGGGAGAUGAAGCUCGCCCAUUUGGUUGGCAUGGGGAGCCAAAGUAAUACUGCUGAUCCAAUCUCCAGCGAGGACGAGACUCGGAGUCUUCUGCGACCACACGAUCCUGCUACUGCUCGAGGGUACCACACGACGACUCGGAGUAAACCGUCUCCAUUCAUGGCCGGCUUGUCAACAGCGCAAUUCUGGACUAUAUUUUCGCAAAUACUCACAACGCAGUUCCUCUGCUUCUUUGAUACAACCAUUAUGGCAUCCUCCCACCCAAUUAUAACGUCAUACUUUGAUGCGGCCAACUCUGCAUCUUGGCUUUCGACGGCUUUCAUGAUAGUGACAACUGUCUCACAGCCUUUCCUCGGCCGCCUGUCGGACGCAUUCGGGAGGAAGCCGCUUUUUCUCGGUACCAUGGCGAUUUUCUCGGCAGCCACGCUGUGGUGUUCCCUCGCCACAAGUAUAGAAAGCCUCAUUGCUGCAAGGGCAGUCUGCGGAAUAGGUGCUGGAGGCACUUUGUUGAUGGGGAGCAUCAUGAUGAGUGACAUGAUACCUAUCGAACGUCGAGGCACCUAUCUAUCAUAUAUCAACGUUGUAGUCGGCAUCGGUGGCGGGUUAGGGGCCACAUUCGGUGGUGCUAUUGCCGAGACAAUAGGUUGGCGAUGGGAGUUUGGCGUGCAGGUUCCCCCGCUCCUAGUAUGCUUAGGGAUUUCUGCAGUGGUCAUUCCAGAUAACUUGGGCAUACUUGGUGAGAGGGAGUCUGUAAGAGAUGUUUUUAGAGAGCUUGACACGCUUGGUGCUUUCUUGCUUACCCUGGCUGUGUCGACGCUUGUCCUUGGUUUGAAUCUCGGCGGCAAUAUCCUUCCUUGGUCCCAUCCCCUUGUUGUCGCCUCCUUGAUGGUGUUUACCAGCGCUUUCCCAACGUUUCUCCUAAUCGAGUCUCGUGUGGGAAAGCCGAUCAUGCCACUGAGAUUUAUCUCUGUGAGGCCCUGUGCUAAUCUCAUACUUUCCAACUUCCUUGGUGCGAUAAUAUCAAGUGCCAUCCUGUUCAACGUGCCACUAUAUUUUCAAGCCGUGCUUUUAACCAGCGCCACCUCGUCUGGCCUCCAACUUAUGCUUCCGACCAUCGUAGCAUCUGCUACAGGUGCUUUGAUCGGGUUCCUAAUCGCUAGAACGCGGCGCCUGCAUUGGCCACUAGUGUCAGCCGCAGCAUUGUAUCUGUGUUCUGUCAUAUGGCUCAUCUUCAUACAGCGUGGCGCACCGACUGCUGUGUAUUUGCUCGCAUUAGUUCCCUACGCUGUUGCGAAUGGACUACAAUACACUACGACCGGUGUGGCGGUCCUUGCCACUGCUGCGCAUGACGAGCGGGCCAUUAUUAUGUGUACUCUCUCUAUCUGGCGCAGCAUAGGCACCGUCUUAGGCGUCGCACUCAGCAGCGUCGUUGUUCAGAAUGCACUCUUACGAUAUCUCCAUAACUUUGUUCAGGGGCUGCGAAAGGACGAGGUCAUUGCCCUAGCGCGGGCAUCAGUCGCGGCAGUUGCAAAGCUGGACCAACCAUAUAGGGAGCAAGUAGUGCAAAGCUAUGAUGCUGCAUUACGGCUAGGAUUCGGGUCCUGUCUCAUAAUCGCAGUUAUAUCUGCGCUCCUAAUUGUCCCCAUUCACCUGCCGCGUUUGCCGUCGCCUGCAAAGAGCUAG
Messenger RNA from Penicillium taxi, 1710 nucleotides. RefSeq lists its product as uncharacterized. The coding region runs from base 1 to 1710 and encodes 569 amino acids. Gene Ontology annotation, cellular component: fungal-type vacuole membrane. Gene Ontology annotation, biological process: basic amino acid transport; transmembrane transport. Lineage: Eukaryota; Fungi; Ascomycota; Eurotiomycetes; Eurotiales; Aspergillaceae. The record is from RefSeq and is a predicted model, not a curated record. Gene Ontology annotation, molecular function: basic amino acid transmembrane transporter activity. The transcript is spliced from 4 exons.